GCAGCAGACAGGUCGUUAACGUAAUGAGUGACACCUGUGAUGCUUCUACUACAGGUCGAAACGUCUGCUGUGAAAAAGGCCUGUUGGACACAAUUCAGUGUCUGAGUCUGAUGCCAUGAGAAACGUCUGUCACACUGACCACACAUUGUCUGGACGGGUUGGUGGUGGACCUGUGACAGCUCACAUGGAGAGAAUUUAAAAGGGUCAUGGACGCGGUGAGGCAGGCAGGCACACAGAAAGGGAAAGCAGAACCAGAGAAACGGAUAUCAUGGAGCUACAAACUGCCCUUCUGUUGGUCUGUCUAUUAAGGACAGGCUUUGCUCUGCCACUUCAGAUUGGAAUUAUUGCAAGCAACAGCAAUGAGAUCCUGAGACUGAAUGGGCUAACUCUUGCAGCUCUUGGACAAACACAGGCAUCUUCAAUAUUACCCCAGUAUGUGCUGCAGCAGCAGCAGCCUGAGGUGCUGCUCACUCCGCAGGUGGUGAACUUGAACCCGCAGGUGGCUGGUCCUUUCGGUCCCCAGGGGCCUCAGCUGUUGCUGCCCACCCAGGGAAACCAGCUGACGCCUAUGCUUGUCCCCAACGGUCAGCAAGAACAGCUCGGGCCUCCACAGGACCCCAAUGCUCCUAAUGUUCAUCAGCAGGCCCAAAACCCCAUGCAGAUGUUUCCACAGUUUCAGUACCCUGCUUAUGGAUUUCCUCAGUUUCCUAGACAGCAGGGCUUCCCGUACUUUGUGCAUCCUUACGGCUAUCCCCAGCAGAGGAAUACUGUGGUGCUGCAGCCCAACAAGGGCCAGCAGAACCUGGAGAGAACCACACAGAGACCACAGCUCCCUCUGCAGCAGGCUUCCCAGCCGAAGGUGCAGACAGAAAAAACGUGGCCAAUGGGGACACAGAAGGAGUCUACUACAAUUCCCCCUGAUCCUCGUGGUGACACCUCUGGCCCUGGCGUUGACGAGGGUCACUCCAACUUCCCCUUCCUCUUUGAGCCUUAGAUGUCACCCGGGAAAUAACAAGGUGAUAAGGCAGAAAUUAAUUUCCACGUGUUUGGCUGUAGUCACUGUGAGCUCAUUCUUCUGCAGAAUACACCAGAGUAUGCUGUUCUUCUAAAUGCAAUUUAUUUGUCCUUGGUUAUUUGUAUAAUAAAAUAUAACUGUUUUGCUCGUUUCAGGAAUAUGUUCCACUCUCUCACAACAUGUCAAAUAAAGAAUUUUGCCAAAGAUAA
This is a messenger RNA of Lates calcarifer (barramundi perch), 1224 nucleotides long. It is a transcript of the gene odam, whose product is annotated as odontogenic, ameloblast associated. The record is from RefSeq and is a predicted model, not a curated record. NCBI's taxonomy places the organism in Eukaryota, Metazoa, Chordata, Actinopteri, Centropomidae. The transcript is spliced from 11 exons. Bases 269 to 994 code for a protein of 241 amino acids.